Molecule: messenger RNA, 708 nt
Organism: Paecilomyces variotii
Lineage: Eukaryota; Fungi; Ascomycota; Eurotiomycetes; Eurotiales; Thermoascaceae
Product: putative mitochondrial inner membrane protease subunit 1
Exons: 2
Coding region: 80-619 (179 amino acids)
Cellular component (GO): mitochondrial inner membrane peptidase complex; membrane
Molecular function (GO): serine-type endopeptidase activity
Source: RefSeq, a predicted model, not a curated record
UCGUUCUCCGGCCUCUCAGCAUGAGCUAUCGGACAGUCCUGGUAUACGAAAAGACAGACGAGAUCAUUGAUUCGCACAGAUGGAAGGUGUCUUCCGACGGAUACUGCGGCGGACCGCGCCCGGUGCGGUCUUUCGUCUGGGCCUUGACGGACUGGGAAUCUUCUGCGCCUGCACGCUGAUCUGGGAGAACUUCUUCACUGUGCAACUCAGUGAGGGGCCGUCAAUGUACCCGACAUUCAGCGCGCGCGGCGAUUACCUUCUUAUCUCGCGGCUGCAUAAACACGGGAAGGGAAUUGAGGUCGGGGACGUGGUGCGAUUCUAUCAUCCCAUGUUUCUAGGUGUUAACGGGGCAAAGAGGGUGCUAGGAAUGCCCGGGGAUUUCGUGUGCAAGGAUCCGGCUUUCAGUACGGAAGCUGGGACAGAGAAUGAGAUGAUACAGGUCCCCGAAGGACAUGUAUAUCUAGCCGGAGAUAACCUUCCCUGGUCGAGAGAUUCGCGAAACUAUGGACCAGUACCUCUGGGAUUGGUGAACGGGAAAAUCAUUGCUCGGGUCUGGCCGCCAUCGAAGAUGCAAUGGGUUACGAACACGUUCCAACCCGCUCAAUUUUCGGACGAUUGAAUGCCCAUCGGCCCACGAAGAUUCGGUGUACAAUACAAACCACAGGGAAAUGACUUGGGAUAAAGGUGUUUAGGAGUAUUGGAAGAAGG